AUGAUAAGUAAUUAAAAUUAAAUAAUUAUUUUAGUAAAGUAUGCAAUGCACCUAUCAUACUAAUAAACCGGUAUAAUUUAUAUGUUUAGCUCCUCACAUAUGUUAGUGCUAGAGGAAAUUGUGUGAGGUAUGUAAAUACGAACAUGGUGUCGAUAAAAAACAAACAGUUACGAUCGAUAAAUUUCAUCAGAUAGCUCUCAAAAAAUUAUAGGAAUUCAAACUUCUCAAGACAUCUGAAGUAUCUAUAUAGAGAUUGGCUUUUAAAUAAGUACUUUCUGAAACAGAAAAUUAGAUCAAGGAAAUUUGGGAAGCCUUAUAAGAAUCUAUCAAAUUGAUAUUUGAUAUGAUCGAUAAAUAAGAUAACUUUUAUAUGUAUUUCAUUAAUAAUUAUUCCAAUCCUGCACAAUUAGCAAAAUUAGACUUAGAAAAAUUAGUACAGAUAUUAGAAAACAAUUCUUUAAAAAUAUGGAAAGAUUAAAAAAAUUUUUAUUUGUCAAAAUUGGAAAAAGCAAAUAAGUGGUUGGGCUAAGAAAUUAAGGAAUUAAAUGAAAGGAUUAGAAAAGAAUUGAUAGAAAUUGUUUCACUAGAAUUUAAUUCAUUAAUAGGAAACAUGAUUGGGUCAACCUUUAAUUAGAAAAACUAGAAAAUAUAAAAACUAACAAAAUUGGUAGGUCAUACUAAUACCGUCUUUUAAGUCUGUUUCUCUCCUGAUAGUACUACUUUAGCAUCUUGUAGUUAUGAUUAAUCUAUUCGUUUAUGGAAUGCUAAAACAGGAUUAUAAAAUACCAAAAUGGAUGAUUAUAAAUUUGAUGUAAGAUCAAUUAGUUUCUCUCCUGAUGAUUCAACCUUAGCAGCGACUUAUGAUAAUUCCAUACAUAUAUGGGAUGUUAAAACACGUCAAUAAAAAUCAAUAUUGAAUGGUGAUAGUUAUUGUAUCUGUUUCUCUCCUGAUAAUACUACUUUAGCAUCUUGUAAUGAUAACUUUAUCAUUUUAUGGGACAUUAAAACUGGAUAAUAAAAAGCCAAAUUGUAUGGUCAUAUUAAUUAUAUUAAUUCAGUCUGUUUCUCUCCUGAUAAUACUACUUUAGCAUCUUGUAGUAAUGAUAAAUUUAUCCUUUUAUGGGAUGUUAAAACUGGAUAAUAAAAAGCAAAAUUGGAUUGUCAUACUGAUUUUAUUAAUUCAGUCUGUUUCUCCACUGAUAAUACUACUUUAGCAUCUUGUAGUAAUGAUAACUUUAUCCUUUUAUGGGAUGUUAAAACCGGAUAAUAACUAGCCAAAUUGGAUGGUCAUACUCAUAAUGUAAUGUCAGUCUGUUUUUCUCCCGAUGGAACCACACUAGCAUCUAGUAGUUAUGAUUAAUCUAUACGUUUAUGGGAUGUUAAAACAGGAUAAUAAAAAAUUAAAUUAUUGUGUCCAACAGGUUGCAGAUUAGUCUGUUUCUCUUGUGGUGGUACUGCUUUAGCAUCUUUAAGUGAUGAUAACUCAAUAUUAUUAUGGAAUGUUAAAAGUGGGUAAUUAGAAAACAAAUGGUAAAAAUAUACUUGGAAUAAAAAUAAUAAUUUAAUUUGUUUCUCUCAUGGUGGUACUACUUUAGCAACUAGUCUUACUAAUAACGAAAUAACAUUAUAUAAUGUUAGAACUGGAAAUUACAAUUAAACCUUGAAGGGUCAACCUAGCAAUAUCUACUCAAUCAGUUUCUCUGUUGAUGGUACUACUUUAGCAUCUGGUAGUAGUGAUUAUUCUAUACGUUUAUGGGAUGUUAGAACAGGAUAAUAAAAAAUCAAAUUUAAUGGUCAUUCUAAGACAAUCUCCUCAGUCUGUUUCUCUCCUGGUGGUUGUUCAUUAGCAUCUGGUAGCGAAGAUAGCUCUAUACGUUUAUGGGAUAUUCAAACUGAAAAAUAAAUAGCCAAAUUUGAUGGUCAUUCUAAGAAUGUCAACUCAGUCUGUUUCUCUUUUGAUAGUACUACUUUAGCAUCUGGUAGUAGUGAUUAAUCUAUACGUUUAUGGGAUAUUAUAACAGGAUAAUAAAAAGCCAAAUUUGAUGGUCAUACUGGUUCAGUCAAUUCAGUCUGUUUCUCUCCUGAUAGUAGUACAUUAGCAUCUGGUAGUGAAGAUAGCUCUAUACGUUUAUGGGAUGUUAAAAAAGGAAAAUAAAUAGCCAAAUUAGAAGGUCAUACUAAAAGAGUCAACUCAAUCUGUUUCUCCCCUGAUGGUUCUACCUUAGUAUCUGGUAGCAGUGAUAAAUUGAUUCGUAUAUGGGAUGUUAAAACAAGAUAAUAAAAAGCCAAAUUGGAGGGUCAUAGUGAAUCAGUUAUAUCAGUCUGUUUUUCUCCUGAUGGUACUACUUUAGCAUCUGGUAGUAGCGAUUGUUCUAUAUGUUUAUGGGGGACUAAAUUGGAUAAAUGAAUAACAUGAUUCAUAUUAUUAAAUAAAG
This is a messenger RNA of Paramecium sonneborni, 2435 nucleotides long. The record is from the annotation of a GenBank genome assembly. NCBI's taxonomy places the organism in Eukaryota, Ciliophora, Oligohymenophorea, Peniculida, Parameciidae.